AUGAAUACCUCGACCACUAUACUGAUUGCUGGUGCUGGGCCUACCGGCCUUAUCGCUGCUUUGACAUUGUUGAAGAACGGCAUCUCCGUGCGCAUCAUUGAGAAAGAACGCACCACGCGUCGUGGGCAACGGGGGACAGGGACCUAUGUGAGCGCGUUCUUUCUGGCCAUACUUAUUGGUACUGAGGAGUCCCGUCAGCCUCGCACCCUCGAAGUAUAUAACUUUCUUGGCAUCACCGAAGCCUUAGAUCGAGCGGAAGAAAUCCAGCUGUUCCAGUCCCACACAUUCGGCAGUGUUGAGGUGCUCAAAGAGUUCGACUUUGUUCCAGAUGCUGCUGAUCCCACGCCGUCAAUCCCAUUCAACAGGCCUUUGGUUUUGGGUCAGAACAUUGCUGAGGGGAUAUUUAUGUCUCAUCUAGCGGAGCUUGGUUGCAUUGUAGAGUACGGCAAAGAGCUGCGAGGUUUUACACAAAACGAGAAGGGAGUUGUCGCAGAGAUUUCGGCAUGGAACGGUGAGAGGGACGUAUCAGAGACGAUUGAGGCUCAGUUCCUUAUCGGAGCUGACGGUGCUACACGGAAGCUGCUGAAUCUCACUUUCCUCGGAGAGACUCGAGAGAUGACAACAGUCGUUACUUGUGAUGCUCGCUUCAAGUGCUCAGCACUGACUCGUGAGCGAACGCAUCAUUUUGGUGACGGUAGCAACAGCUCGUACGAUGACCACCAUCUCUCACAGACUUUGCUUAACCGAGUCUUUAGUGUCGUGAUGAUGCCUGUCAGCUGGCACGGCGAUGACGACGGCUGGCAGCUCAUCAUGUCUGGCGACAAGAUUGAUGCUGACAAACUCGUGACCAACAAGGAGGCGCUCUUCUCGCUCAUCAGGGACGUCAUUGGCUGUCCAGUCGAGUUCAUAGAGCUAGGGUGGAUCUCGUAUUUCAGGCCAAACAUCAGAAUGGCAGACAAGUUCGGACAUGGGCGGGCCUUUGUUGCCGGUGAUGCUGCUCACAUACAUAGCCCCACUGGCGGACAAGGCCUCAAUUCUGGCAUUCAGGAUGGCUUUCAACUCGCUUGGAAGAUCGCUCUUGUCGCCAAGGGCCUAUCUCCGCUCUCUCUGCUGGAGACAUACACCGCCGAGCGUCGCCCCGUCAUCGCGCAGAUGCUCAACCUGACUACAAAUCUUAUGGACAAGACGUGGGGACCCAAACAGGUCUCCGUCGACAGCGCCUGGCGUCGAACUAGGAUCUUGUACAUGCUUGGCGUCAACUAUCGCACAAGCCCAAUUGUUCUCGACGAGUUCUCCUCCGGCGUAGCGCCCAUACCUGCAUACGGGUUUGAGAUCAGCGAUCAGCUCGUAGCUGGUGACAGAGCGCCGGACGCGCCGGGCUUGUUCGACGGAGAGCGCGCCUUCAAGCUCUUCGAGCUGUUCAAGCCGACCCACCACACGGCGAUGAUCUUCACUUCGGAUGUACAAGCGGCAGAAGAGAUCGUCAGCUCGCUUGCAGCUUACUCUGAGCUCGGCGUCGUCCGUAUCCUGGUGGUUUUACCCACAGGUGCGAGGCUGGCGGGCACAGUGCUUGGUGGUGCUAGAGUGUUUGUAGACAAGGAUGGGUACGCACACGCUCAUUACUACGCCCAGGACAGUCCUCGGGUAGUCAUCGUGCGACCAGAUGGUGUAGUCGGUGCUAUGGUGGCAGGAUUGUCGGGGGUUCAAAAGUACUUCAAGCUCAUUUUAUCUCAUUAG
Messenger RNA from Coniophora puteana RWD-64-598 SS2, 1737 nucleotides. RefSeq lists its product as uncharacterized. The record is from RefSeq and is a predicted model, not a curated record. The transcript has 9 exons. Lineage: Eukaryota; Fungi; Basidiomycota; Agaricomycetes; Boletales; Coniophoraceae. Bases 1 to 1737 code for a protein of 578 amino acids. Gene Ontology annotation, molecular function: FAD binding.